GUGCUGAGAGGAGACGUGCUUCUGCCUAGCAGGACAGGCGUGAGGACUGAGUUCUCCCGGGCUCGGCCAGGAAAGCAAUGUUGACAGACACCAGGUGCAACGCGGGGGAAGUAGUCAGGGUGAGAGUGAAUCCUAAUCCCAGCCCACUCCAGAUGCAGAGGUAAACACUCGCUGUCUGCACCUCUGUCCUCAAAGAGGUACCCAGCGGACCCUUCCGUGGACCUUGGACUGAUGCAGGCACAACUCGGAGGAGACUGCCACCGCUUUUUGCAGAGAUCUGAGGCUGGAAGGAGGUGUGUGCCUUGUGUAAGCAGGAGCAGGAUUCUUUUGAACCAUCUGCCCUAGACCUUUUUGGCCUUAUGUGAAUGUGGAACUCAAGUAAGGUUGCUCUUUUUCCCCCCUAGUAAUUAGUAUUCCGUUGGUCAGGUGAAUCUUCAGGGUUUGCCUCCACCUCGCCUCUUUGUACCUUUGAUGUGAUCUGAGAAAAGGGCACCCUGCUUCUCUGGAAUGUGUGCUGGACUUGGCCAUCUUCGUGGGUUCACUUGGCACAAGGCUAGUUGUUGGUAUUCAGCUUUCCAGCCUUCCAGCGUGGAUUAAUACAAAAGGACCUUUGCUUUGAAUGGCUUCACGUUUUAGCUCAUUAACCCUUCGGAUUUCUUAGAUGUCAUAGUUCAGGAACCUAUUACGCCAUUCCUUGGCAACGGCUACUCAGCACUGGUGACCUCUUCCAGCCCAACACUCUACAAAUUAUUAUCUCUGGACUCCCAGCUGACACACUGCCGGAGGCAAGAGCUACGAAGCCAACUAGAACUGUGCCUUUUCUCUUGUCUAAGUUUUUUUCUUACACAGGAAAAAGGAAGAAAAAAAAAGAUGAAGCUGGGCAAAGUGGAGUUGUGUCAUUUUCUCCAGCUUAUAGCUCUCUUCCUGUGCUUCUCUGGGAUGAAUCAAGCUGAGCUACCGAAGUCCAGAUCCAAGCCAUACUUCCAGUCAGGAAGGUCCCGGACCAAGCGCAGCUGGGUUUGGAAUCAGUUCUUCGUGCUGGAAGAAUACAUGGGUUCAGAUCCCCUCUAUGUAGGGAAGCUUCACUCUGAUGUUGAUAAAGGAGAUGGUUCCAUCAAAUACAUCUUGUCAGGCGAAGGGGCAAGUUCAAUUUUUAUUAUUGAUGAGAACACUGGUGAUAUCCAUGCUACCAAGAGACUGGACCGGGAGGAGCAGGCCUAUUACACCCUCAGAGCCCAAGCUCUGGACAGACUCACCAACAAGCCUGUGGAGCCUGAGUCAGAGUUUGUUAUCAAGAUUCAGGAUAUCAAUGACAAUGAACCCAAAUUUCUAGAUGGCCCAUACACAGCAGGAGUUCCUGAGAUGUCUCCUGUGGGGACUUCAGUGGUACAAGUGACAGCGACAGAUGCCGAUGAUCCAACCUAUGGCAACAGUGCUCGAGUGGUCUAUAGUAUUCUGCAAGGACAGCCAUACUUCUCAGUGGAACCAAAAACAGGAGUCAUCAAGACUGCCCUUCCAAACAUGGAUAGAGAGGCUAAAGACCAGUAUUUGCUUGUCAUUCAGGCAAAGGAUAUGGUUGGGCAAAAUGGUGGACUGUCUGGAACCACCUCAGUUACUGUGACCCUAACUGAUGUCAAUGAUAACCCACCUCGCUUUCCACGAAGAUCUUACCAGUAUAAUGUUCCAGAAUCUUUGCCUGUGGCAUCAGUUGUGGCCAGAAUUAAAGCUGCAGAUGCAGAUAUUGGAGUCAAUGCAGAAAUGGAAUACAAAAUAGUGGAUGGUGAUGGACUGGGCAUUUUCAAGAUAUCUGCUGACAAAGACACACAGGAAGGAAUCAUUACAAUACAAAAGGAACUCGAUUUCGAAGCCAAAACAAGUUAUACACUGCGCAUAGAAGCUGCAAAUCGAGAUGCUGAUCCCCGAUUUCUGAGCUUGGGUCCAUUCAGUGACACAACAACGGUUAAGAUAAUUGUGGAAGACGUGGAUGAGCCUCCUGUUUUUUCUUCACCCUUGUACCCCAUGGAGGUGUCAGAAGCGACACAGGUGGGGCAUAUCAUUGGCACUGUAGCAGCUCAUGACCCAGAUUCUUCCAACAGCCCUGUGAGAUAUUCAAUUGACAGAAACACAGACUUGGAGAGAUAUUUCAAUAUUGAUGCCAACAGUGGAGUUAUUACUACUGCCAAAUCAUUGGAUAGAGAGACAAAUGCUGUUCAUAACAUUACAGUCCUCGCAAUGGAAAGCCAGAAUCCAUCCCAGGUGGGGAGAGGCUAUGUGGCUAUCACUAUACUGGAUAUUAAUGACAACGCGCCAGAGUUUGCCAUGGACUAUGAAACCACUGUCUGUGAAAAUGCUCAGCCAGGGCAGGUUAUCCAGAAAAUCAGUGCAGUAGAUAAAGAUGAGCCAUCCAACGGACACCAGUUUUACUUCAGCUUAACAACAGAUAUGACAAAUAACCACAACUUUUCAUUGAGAGAUAACAAAGACAAUACAGCCUCCAUUCUCACCAGGAGAAAUGGCUUCCGCAGACAGGAGCAAUCGGUUUAUUAUCUGCCAAUUUUCAUUGUGGACAGUGGAUCUCCUUCACUGAGCAGUACCAACACACUUACCAUCCGUGUAUGUGACUGUGACACUGAUGGCAUAGCUCAGACCUGCAAUGCAGAGGCUUAUAUUCUACCUGCUGGUCUCAGUACUGGGGCUUUAAUAGCAAUACUGGCCUGUGUCCUGACACUCUUGGUGCUGAUCCUCCUCAUUGUCACUAUGAGAAGACGAAAAAAAGAACCUCUCAUUUUUGAUGAGGAGAGGGAUAUUAGAGAAAACAUCGUCAGAUAUGAUGAUGAGGGCGGGGGAGAAGAAGACACAGAAGCCUUUGACAUGGCUGCGCUGAGAAACCUCAACGUCAUAAGAGACACCAAAACUCGGAGAGAUGUGACUCCUGAAAUUCAGUUUUUGAGCCGACCGACUUUUAAAAACAUCCCAGAUAAUGUCAUUUUUAGGGAAUUUAUUUGGGAAAGACUGAAAGAAGCUGAUGUGGAUCCAGGGGCUCCUCCAUAUGACUCUCUUCAGACUUAUGCAUUUGAAGGAAAUGGCUCAGUAGCUGAAUCUCUCAGUUCUUUAGAUUCCAUCAGCUCAAACUCUGAUCAGAAUUAUGACUACCUUAGUGACUGGGGUCCCCGUUUUAAACGACUGGCUGAAAUGUACGGAAAUGGCCAAGAGAGUUUGUACUCAUAGCCUUGGACCCUUAGUUUGGAAUGUACUGAAGAAAAAGGCAGCAGAAAAAAAUUCAAAAAGGAAAGAAAAGUGGAAAAUACUACAUACUGUAAACAGGAAUUCCACUUGUGGAAAAAAGGAAGUUGUAAAUAUGUCUCCAUUUUUAAAACUGUUAAGGCUUCUGCCCUGGUGAGAUAUUCACUAGGUUAUCCAAGGGAUUUCACUGACCACAGACUCUGAGCAUUUGUAGUUGUGUUUUUUUGUUUGUUUGUUUGUUUUUGUGGUUCCAUAUAAAAGAAAUACUUGAUGAUUUGUGAAUAGAUAGCAACUCUUAUAUACCUGUGUAGGCACCUAACCUGCCUGAUAAAGUAAUGUUCUGUGUUGUUAGGGCGCCAAAGGCACCUGACUCUAACAUUCAUGGUACCCCCUG
This is a messenger RNA of Arvicanthis niloticus (Nile rat), 3637 nucleotides long. RefSeq names its product cadherin 7 (gene Cdh7). Gene Ontology annotation, cellular component: adherens junction; catenin complex; plasma membrane. Gene Ontology annotation, molecular function: beta-catenin binding; calcium ion binding; cadherin binding. Gene Ontology annotation, biological process: calcium-dependent cell-cell adhesion; multicellular organism development; cell-cell junction assembly. NCBI's taxonomy places the organism in Eukaryota, Metazoa, Chordata, Mammalia, Rodentia, Muridae. The record is from RefSeq and is a predicted model, not a curated record.